This is a messenger RNA of Trametes versicolor FP-101664 SS1, 1086 nucleotides long. RefSeq lists its product as uncharacterized. The transcript has 6 exons. NCBI's taxonomy places the organism in Eukaryota, Fungi, Basidiomycota, Agaricomycetes, Polyporales, Polyporaceae. Bases 1 to 1086 code for a protein of 361 amino acids. The record is from RefSeq and is a predicted model, not a curated record.
AUGCAUGAUCCCUCGUUACUCUCAGUAAUGCUCUACCUCCUCUUCGCGGAAUCGCUCUGCUUCGGGGCCUUCUGCAUCCUCUAUCUCUUCUCGCUCUGGGUCCUUGUGUACCGGCAGCGCCGGCAUCGGCACUCGACCCUUAGUUUCACUCUUGCUGCCGUCGUCACGAGCUUGUUCCUGCUCUCAGGACUGUACCUCGCCAUCGACGUGCGGAUACUCAAGAAAGCGUACGUUGAGCACAGCAAGACGGCCGAUGGACCUUCGCACUUCCUCCAGCAGGAAACGGACGACCCGAUGCGCAAGGUGCAUCCCCUCAUAUUUGCGAUCAUGACCUUUCUGGGGGACGGCUUCAUGGUGACCGAUCCUCUGUUUCCAUCUCGUGCUACCCUCGGCCCGGGGCCCGCUAACCUGCCCGUAUUGGAUCUGCAGACGUAUCGUAUCUAUAUCGUCUGGGAUCGGCAACUGAUAUCCCUCAUCAUACCCGACCUCCUCCUUGUAGGCGAUUUUGUCGCCGCGGCAUUCGCCACCAAGGCGCUGACCGAUGGUCCGAGAACGUACUACCCCAUCCUCGCGCCCAACGCCAGCGUGGAGCUGGUCGCCUACUUCGGCAUGACACUGCUAACGAACGUGGUCACCACACUUCUCCUGAUCGGGCGGCUGUGGUGGUCUGACAACAGAGUGAAGAGGUAUCGCUCUGGAGAAGCGUCGACGUCCGUGCCUUGGCAGGUCAUGAAGACGAUCUUACAGUCCCAAUUCGCGUACUCCCUGGUGGUCGUCCUCAACGUUGCCGCAUACGCGGUGCGCUCGAACCUCGCGGUGCUGACCACCGCCAUACUCCCGUCGUUGCUCGGAAUAUCCUUCACGCUGAUCAUCACGCGGAUUGGGAUCAGCGAGAUGGUGGGGGAGGCGUCCCAGACAUAUCCAACCCAGUCAAGCGAGCUCAGCGAACACGGGCGGACGGUGGCGGUGUCGCCUAUCGCCGUCAACGUGUUCAUCGCUCGGACGGACGACAGGCAGGAUGCGGGCGCGCGUUAUGAUAAGACUGUGCCAGGCGCCGGCGAGCGCGUAGGUGAGGCGCGGGGCUAG